Molecule: messenger RNA, 1629 nt
Organism: Dichomitus squalens LYAD-421 SS1
Lineage: Eukaryota; Fungi; Basidiomycota; Agaricomycetes; Polyporales; Polyporaceae
Product: Arabinanase/levansucrase/invertase
Exons: 4
Coding region: 572-1207 (211 amino acids)
Biological process (GO): carbohydrate metabolic process
Molecular function (GO): hydrolase activity, hydrolyzing O-glycosyl compounds
Source: RefSeq, a predicted model, not a curated record
UGACCGCGUAGGGCCUUGAACAACCGUCCGAGAAGGUCGAUGGCGACUGACCUCUCAGCAGUUCCCCUGAGGCUUGCGUCAUACGUCGCAACCACGACUGGCACAACUGGCUAUGAUGCGACUUCACGCCCUCGCUGCGGGAGGGGACGCCGAUCUUUUGAAGCCAACAUGCAUCGGAGGAUCGCCCCAUGAAGGAUAGCAUGGCCCGGCUAAGGCUAGGUCGCGAUCGUGCAUGUGGUCCACCGGUCACGGGUUUCCUGCCUCCUCGCGUUCUACCUUCCAUCGGUUUUGCAGAAUCGAGCAGCAGACCGCUGUCGUACACGGUCUGUGGCGAUUCACCGCGAUGUCCUCAUGCACGGUCGUGCACCAGGAACGCGGUAGGUGUUCGUGACCGCUGCGUCGGGGAGGAAGGUGGGUAUGCAUGCUGCUCGAUAUCGCCCUGUCAAGUAUAAAGCUCUAGAGAAGGGCUGCCUUUCGUGUGCUGCAUAUCGCUUCGGCUACCCUCGAAGAGUCGGUUGCGAAGUUCAGCUCCAUCUCCCCACACAUCUGCCGUCUUCUCGAGCUGCACAGUAUGCGGUUCUCCGUCCUCGCGCCCCUACUCUCUCUCGCCGCGUUCGCAUUCGCGACACCGAACCCGCUCCCGGGUGGUAGCACCGUCGUCGUCCGCGACCCCGCGAUCUGGUACAACUCCGCGUCGAAGAAGUACUUCGUCUUCUCCACCGGAACCGGCAUCCAGAUCUUCACCUCGACCUCCCUCCUCGGGCCCUGGACGAACGUCGGUUCCGUCCUGCCGAACUGUACCGUCAUCCCCAUCUCCGUCCCCAAGCCCUGCAGCCUCUGGGCGCCCGACAUCAACUUCGUGAACGGGCAAUACGUGUUGUACUACGCCGCGUCGGCGCUCGGGAGCCAGAACUCGGCGACAGGGGUCGCAACGAGCCCGUCGAUGGAGCCGGGCACGUGGACGGACCACGGCGCGGUCGUGACAUCUGCGAAUGGGGACGAGUUCAACGCCAUCGACCCGAACCUGAUCGUCGCGCGCGGCCAGCUGAAGCUCAGCUUCGGCUCCUACUGGGACGGCAUCUUCCAGAUCCUGCUCAACAGUGUCACCUCGCCGGCGGAAGCGCCCUCAGGCGUCCCGCUCGCGGGCUACAGCGGCCGCCCGGCCGAGGGCGGGUUCACGUACAAGCCCGCGAGCCCGCCCUUCUAGGCAUCACCCCGCUCACGGGCGCGACGACGCGCCCGCCCGCGGGGCAGGAGUACAAGGUGCUCGUCGGGCGCGGGCCCUCCGAGUCCGGGCCGUUCGUGGACGCGGCGGGCAACGCGCUCACGCUCGACGUCACGCCCGCGGCGGGCACGCUCGUGCUGGGGUCGCACGACAACGUGUACGCGCCGGGCGGGCAGAGCGUGUUCAGCGACCCGGUGAGCGGGCGGGACGUGCUCGUGUACCACUACGUGCCGAACGACGCGUUCGGGGGGCCGUCGUAUUUGGGCAUCAACUAUCUCGACUUCUCGUCGGGGUGGCCGGUCGUUGUUAGCUAGGAUGGUUGGGGGUGGUGUUGUAAUGUAUUGGGUGUAUUAUAUGGCAUCGAAUGCUAUUGUAUGUACCUACCGUAUGAACAGGUGCUCCUC